Octodon degus (degu) is the source of this 3456-nucleotide messenger RNA. It is a transcript of the gene Grm1, whose product is annotated as glutamate metabotropic receptor 1. Gene Ontology annotation, biological process: regulation of synaptic transmission, glutamatergic; G protein-coupled glutamate receptor signaling pathway. The coding region runs from base 1 to 3456 and encodes 1151 amino acids. The transcript has 16 exons. NCBI's taxonomy places the organism in Eukaryota, Metazoa, Chordata, Mammalia, Rodentia, Octodontidae. Gene Ontology annotation, cellular component: postsynaptic density membrane. Gene Ontology annotation, molecular function: adenylate cyclase inhibiting G protein-coupled glutamate receptor activity; G protein-coupled receptor activity involved in regulation of postsynaptic membrane potential. The record is from RefSeq and is a predicted model, not a curated record.
AUGGCCCGGAUCCUAUUGAUUUUCUUCCCAGCGAUCUUUUUGGAGAUAUCCAUUCUCCCCAGGAACCCUGAUAGGAAAACGUGGCUGGUGGGAGCCUCAUCUCAGCGCUCUGUGGCCAGAAUGGAUGGGGAUGUCAUCAUCGGAGCUCUCUUCUCAGUCCACCACCAGCCUCCAGCAGAGAAGGUGCCUGAAAGGAAAUGUGGGGAGAUCAGGGAGCAGUAUGGCAUUCAGAGAGUGGAGGCCAUGUUCCACACAUUGGACAAGAUUAACGCCGACCCCAUCCUCCUGCCCAACAUCACCCUGGGCAGUGAGAUCCGGGAUUCCUGCUGGCACUCAUCCGUGGCUCUGGAACAGAGCAUUGAGUUCAUCAGGGACUCUCUGAUUUCCAUUCGAGAUGAGAAGGAUGGGCUCAACCGGUGUCUGCCUGACGGCCAGCCCCUCCCGCCAGGCAGGACUAAGAAGCCCAUUGCAGGUGUGAUCGGUCCGGGCUCCAGCUCUGUAGCCAUUCAAGUCCAGAACCUGCUCCAGCUGUUCGACAUCCCUCAGAUCGCCUAUUCUGCCACAAGCAUCGACCUGAGUGACAAAACUUUAUACAAAUACUUUCUGAGGGUUGUCCCUUCUGACACUCUGCAGGCAAGGGCAAUGCUAGACAUAGUCAAGCGUUACAAUUGGACCUAUGUCUCUGCAGUCCACACAGAAGGUAGGCAUUAUGGAAGGAAGGGAAUGGAGACUUACAAGGACAUGAAUUUAGAGGAAAGAUUUUGUUUGGCUUAUACAUAUAAAAUUUAUGCAGGGGCUGGGGUUCAAUCCCUGAAUAAACUUCUUAAUAAGAUGAGAUCCCAUCUUAGGAAAUCAAGGUUCACUAGUUGCAGAUGUUCUGCGUCUACAGUCAAUGGGGUCAUUCUAUUUGUGAGACGUUUGUCUUUCUCUCUCCCUACCCCAAUCUCUAUAUUUUGUAGUGAUGGAUGGGCAGACAGAGAUGAAGUCAUCGAAGGCUAUGAAGUAGAAGCGAAUGGGGGCAUCACGAUAAAGCUGCAGUCUCCAGAGGUCAGAUCGUUUGAUGAUUAUUUCCUGAAGUUAAGGCUGGAUACAAACACGAGGAAUCCCUGGUUCCCUGAGUUCUGGCAACACCGAUUCCAGUGCCGUCUACCAGGACACCUUCUGGAGAACCCCAACUUUAAAAGAAUCUGCACAGGCAAUGAAAGCUUAGAAGAAAACUACGUCCAGGACAGUAAGAUGGGCUUUGUUAUUAAUGCCAUCUACGCAAUGGCACACGGGCUGCAGAAUAUGCACCAUGCCCUCUGCCCUGGCCACGUGGGCCUCUGUGACGCCAUGCAGCCCAUCGACGGCCGCAAGCUCCUGGACUUCCUCAUCAAGUCCUCCUUCAUUGGAGUGUCUGGAGAGGAGGUGUGGUUUGAUGAGAAAGGGGACGCACCUGGAAGGUAUGAUAUCAUGAAUUUGCAGUACACAGAGGCGAAUCGCUAUGACUAUGUGCACGUCGGAACCUGGCACGAAGGUGUGCUGAACAUCGACGAUUACAAAAUACAGAUGAACAAAAGUGGAGUAGUGCGCUCCGUGUGCAGCGAGCCUUGCUUGAAAGGGCAGAUAAAGGUCAUUCGGAAAGGAGAAGUGAGCUGCUGCUGGAUUUGCACAGCCUGCAAAGAGAACGAGUACGUGCAGGACGAGUUCACCUGCAAAGCCUGCGACCUGGGGUGGUGGCCCAACGCGGACCUAACAGGCUGUGAACCUAUCCCAGUGCGCUAUCUUGAAUGGAGCAACAUAGAAUCUAUUAUCGCGAUCGCCUUUUCUUGCCUGGGAAUUCUUGUUACACUGUUUGUCACACUUAUCUUUGUGCUGUACCGGGAUACACCUGUGGUGAAAUCCUCAAGUCGAGAACUCUGCUACAUCAUCCUAGCUGGCAUCUUCCUCGGGUAUGUGUGUCCUUUCACUCUCAUCGCCAAACCUACCACCACGUCCUGCUACCUCCAGCGGCUGCUAGUCGGCCUCUCUUCUGCCAUGUGCUACUCUGCAUUAGUCACCAAGACCAAUCGUAUUGCACGCAUCCUGGCAGGAAGCAAGAAGAAAAUCUGCACCCGGAAGCCCCGGUUCAUGAGCGCCUGGGCCCAGGUGAUUAUUGCCUCUAUUCUGAUUAGUGUGCAGCUGACCCUGGUGGUGACGUUGAUCAUCAUGGAGCCCCCCAUGCCCAUCCUGUCCUACCCCAGUAUCAAGGAAGUCUAUCUUAUCUGCAACACCAGCAACUUGGGCGUGGUGGCCCCUGUGGGCUACAAUGGACUCCUCAUCAUGAGCUGUACCUACUAUGCCUUCAAGACCCGCAAUGUGCCCGCCAAUUUCAAUGAGGCCAAGUACAUUGCCUUCACCAUGUACACCACCUGCAUCAUCUGGCUGGCUUUUGUGCCCAUUUACUUUGGGAGCAACUACAAGAUCAUCACCACCUGCUUUGCAGUGAGCCUAAGUGUCACAGUGGCCCUGGGAUGCAUGUUCACUCCCAAGAUGUACAUCAUCAUUGCCAAGCCCGAGAGGAACGUCCGCAGUGCCUUCACCACCUCUGACGUAGUCCGCAUGCACGUGGGCGAUGGCAAGCUGCCCUGCCGCUCCAACACUUUCCUCAACAUUUUCCGAAGAAAGAAGCCUGGAGCAGGGAAUGCCAAUUCUAAUGGCAAGUCUGUGUCAUGGUCUGAACCAGGUGGAAGACAGGUGCCCAAGGGACAGCACACGUGGCACCGCCUCUCUGUGCACGUGAAGACCAAUGAGACGGCCUGCAACCAAACGGCCGUCAUCAAGCCCCUCACUAAAAGUUACCAGGGCUCCGCGCCCUCCGCGUCCCGCCUGAGCGCGGAGGAGACGCCCCUCUUUCUGGCAGACCCCGGAGUCCCUAAGGGCUUGCCCCCUCCUCUACAGCAGUCUCCCCAGCAGCCACCGCCCCAGCCGCAGUCGCUGAUGGACCAGCUCCAGGGAGUGGUAGGCAACUUCAGCGCGGGGAUCCCAGACUUGCACGCGGGGCUGGGCGCGCCUGGGGCGCAGGGAAACGGGCUGCGUCCCCUGUUCCCGCCCCCUCCUGUGCCACAGCACCUGCAGAUGCUGCCGCUGCAGCUGAGCCCCUUCGGGGAGGACCCCGGCUCCCCGCUCGGCGAGGACGACGAUGACAGCGACAGGUUCAAGCUGCUGCAGGAGUACGUGUACGAGCACGAGCGUGAAGGCAACACGGAGGAGGACGAGCUGGAGGAGGAGGAAGAGGAGGACCCGCAGGCGGCCCGCAAGCUGACCCCCGAGGCCUCCCCGGCCCUCACGCCCCCAUCGCCUUUCCGAGACUCGGUGGCCUCUGGCAGCUCGGUGCCCAGCUCGCCCGUGUCGGAGUCCGUGCUCUGCACCCCGCCCAACGUGACCUACGCCUCUGUCAUCCUGAGGGACUACAAGCAGAGCUCGUCCACCUUGUAG